AUACGACGGUAUACCUGGUGUACUUGUAUAUAAAUAUAGAACAAUGUUAAUACCAUUACUCACAAUCAGCGAUACUAUCAAAGCAGGUGCAAACAUUAUACAUACAAUACGUACGAUGGUACAUCAGCUCAAAAUCCUACCGGUCACAGUUCUAUUGCAUGAAAUUCCUUCACUCUUCUCUCAUUUUCAAUCAGAACGAGAUGUCUGACGGUGAGAUGUCAAAUGGGAGAAAACAUACCGUGGAAGUGUUCACUAUUUCGUAUUCGCCUCCAGCUGAGUCCGCCGUCAUUGUGGACGAACCGAAUGAAUCGACGACGCCGUGUGACUUUGAGGAUGCCGUUAAAGCGACUGGAUACGGCCUGUACAACUACUUGCUUCUACUGGCCGUUCUUCCGGGAGGAUGGGCGAGCUUCUUUGACGUUACGACAAUGUCUUACGUGCUUCCAUCGGCCGAAUGUGACCUUCAGCUGACGCUAUUUCACAAGGGAGUCCUCAACGCGGUGACAUACGCCGGCAUGAUGACAUCGGCGUUCUUCUGGGGUUUCUUAGCUGACACGAUGGGGCGACGUUCUUUGCUAAUGGUCGGUUAUUUGGCCGAUUCUGUUUGCAAUAUUCUGAGUAGUACUUCGCAGAGUUUCCAAGUUUUACUUAUCUUCAAAUUCCUGAGUGGAAUCAUAAUAAGUGGUCCUUUUUCAAUCAACAUGACGUACCUGGCAGAAUUUCACGGCGUUAAGUGCAGGACUAAAGCGCUAAUGUGGCUCAGCAUGUUUCCCUCCAUGGCCAGCGUGGCACUUCCAGGCUUGGCGUGGAUAGUAAUUCCUCAGUCGUGGUCAUUCUCCCUCUUCGAUGGGACCAUCGUCUACAACUCCUGGCGAAUUUUCAUCUUGAUCUGCAGCGUGCCCGCAAUGCUGGCGUUCAUGACGCUACUCUACUUUCCAGAAAGUCCCAAGUUCCUAAUGUCCCAAGGCAAAAACGACGAGGCGAUGAAGGUUUUCCGAAGAAUGUACGCGAUAAACACUGGAAAACCGCCGGAGUCAUUUCCCGUGAAGGAACUCUGUCAGGAACGUCAGAAGAGCCAAACCGAAAGUUCGGAUGAGCCAAGACACGCCUCGGUCUGGGAGAAGGCUCGGAGUGGUUGGGCUCAGAUAAGGCCCCUCUUUCUAAAGCCGCAUCUCGCCCGGUUUCUCCUAAUUGUCGCCAUCCAGCUCGGAUGUAUGCUCAGCAUGAACACUCUCCGGCUCUGGAUGCCUCAGCUUUUCACAAUGAUGGAAAACUUUGAUUACGAGAAUCGCGAUGCCAGCUUGGGCGCUCCCGUUUUGUGCGACAUCAUACUGGCUUCGAACCCUUCAACCGUGACACGAGAUGAUGCGUACCUUAACUCUACGGUUUCGAGUACUUGCGUCGUGGCACCCGUUCAGAGCAGAGUUUACAUAAACUCGAUGAUCAUCGCAUGCACCUCUAUCAUAGGCUACAUGCUUGCCGGAAAUCUGGUCAAUUUAGUCGGCAAGAAAAACCUCUUGUUUAUGGCCUACGCGGUUCCAGCAAUGUGCAGCUUUGGGCUGAAUUGGUCACCGAAUUCAGACGUCACCUUGGCCAUUGUGUCCAUAUUUAUGGCGCUAGCCAGCCUAUCUGUCAACAUCAUCAUUAGUUUUAUCAUUGACUUGAUGCCCACGUCGCUCAGAACGAUGGCCGUCAGUUUGACAAUGUGCGUCGGUCGCUGCGGUGCGAUGAUUGGGAAUCUGUUAUUCCCGAUUCUUUUGAACGUUAGCUGCAUCGUUCCCUUCAUGUUUAUCGGGUGUUUUUUACUGGGUAAGUGUGGCGCUAAAGGAGACUAUUUUUUCGAGACUUUCUGUCUUCUGAAAUCCACUUCAUCAUUCUGCAAGCAUGUUCAAAACGGAGUCAGGCAAACAGAUAUGGCAAAUACCACGCAGGCCCUGGCAGCUCAUUUGCAUGAGCUGGGUGAACUUCAGCGUAGCGUCAGUGAAAAGCAAUCAGACCUGAGUUACAUGCACGACGAAGACAAAAUGCCCGACGAAGAGAAACAGGACGAAACGAAAGGGACUUGUAAGAUAUUCACCGUCUCAUUUCCAACCGAACCUCAGCCACCCGUCGGAGCUGUGAAUGAACACGAUGAAACGGAAACACCACGCGACUUCGAGGAAGCUGCUGAGGCCACAGGCUACGGACUCUUCAACUAUCUGCUUCUGUUGGCAGCCCUUCCGGGGGGAUUCGCAAGCGUCUUCGACUCUACAACGAUGUCGUACGUUUUGCCAUCGGCCGAGUGUGAUUUGCGUCUAACAUUGUUUCACAAGGGAGUUCUCAACGCUGUUACUUACACAGGAAUGAUGUCUUCGGCGUUCAUUUGGGGCUUCUUGGCUGACGUGAGAGGUCGACGGUCUUUGCUGAUAUGGGGAUACCUGGCCGAUUCGAUAUGCAACGUGAUGUGCAGCAUGUCGCAGAGCUUUUACGUCCUCGCGUUCUUCAAAUUCUUCACCGGAUUCAUCAUAAACGGCCCUUUUGCAAUCAGCAUGACGUACCUCGCGGAGUUUCACUCUUCCAAGCACAGAGCAAAGACGUUGCUUUGGUGCAGUUUAUUUCCAUCAUUGGGUAUUGUCGUGCUUCCAGGUUUGGCGUGGCUGAUAAUACCUCAGUCCUGGUCGUUCACUCUGUUCGACGGAGCCUUCGUCUACAACUCUUGGCGGAUAUUCAUCCUGGUCUGCAGCAUGCCUUCGCUGCUGGCAUGCUUGGCGUUGAUGUACUUUCCGGAGAGUCCAAAGUUCCUCAUGUCUCAGGGUCGAAACGCCGAGGCGAUGAAUAUCUUCCGAAAAAUGUACUCGAUGAACACCGGAAAAUCACCGGAAACGUUCGCGGUAAAGGAACUCUGCCAGGAGCGUCAAACGGAGCAAAUCCACGAUACACCAGCUGACCAGAAAAGCGCGUCCAUUUGCGAGAAGAUGCGAAACGGUUGGGCUCAGAUAAAACCGCUUUUCAAGAAGCCGCAUCUCGCCCGGUUUCUGCUGAUCAUCACAAUUCAGUUUGGUAGCAUCCUAAGUCUGAACACGCUGAGAUUGUGGAUGCCUCAGUUGUUCGCGAUGAUGGAAAACUUUGACUACGCCAACUAUGACUAUAGCUUGGGUAACCCGACUCUGUGUGAAAUCAUAACUAUGAAAAAUGACACUGAUUACGCGGUGAAUAGUUUUUCGAACGACACUGUUCCGAACACGUGUAUUGCGACGGUUGUUUCCAACAAAGUUUACAUAAACUCGAUCAUCAUUUCCGCAACUUCGGUGAUUGGCUACACCUUUGCUGGAAAAUUGGUGAAUUUGAUAGGAAAGAAGGUUCUCAUGCAGGUGCUCUACGUUGCUGCAGUUACCUGCAUUUUGGGACUUAAUUGGUCCUCGAGUUCGGACGUCACGUUAGCAAUUCUUUCCCUGUACACGGCUGCGACGAACAUCGCGAUCACCAGCAUCAUCAGCUUCAUCGUUGACCUGAUGCCCACGUCUCUGAGGUCCGAAGAGAACGAUGGCCGUGAGCCUGACCAUGUGUGUUGGGCGCGGUGGAGCGACGAUUGGAAAUCUCCUCUUCCCGAUACUUCUAAGCGCAGGAUGCAUGUCACCCUUUGCGUUCGUCGCAGGGUUUUUAGUCGUCUGCAUCGUGCUUACCACUUUCAUACCGAGACCUCCCACCAAAUUAACGUAAAAUACUCAAACAACGAUUUCUUUACGCUCAUCAAGAUCGUUCGUUUUUUUGUUUUUUUGUACCGAUUAUGCGUCGAUGGUUCCACAGUGUUAGAUUACUGUUCUUGUUUUCCAAAACAGUGCUCAUUGUGAACGCUACUCACAAUUAGGAAUUAGCGCACACAAGUGAACAGUCCGAAAAUACUCAUAUAUUGUAAAAUUUCAAGUUAACUGACGAGAUAAAAAUACGUAUAUUUAUGAUUAAAUUGUAGGCACGUCCUGCUAGGGUGCAGUGUACAUUUUUUCAUUUUUACUUUUAUGGCGGGUGUCUGGUAUAAGACGGGAAUAUUUUUUUACGAAAUAUACGAGCGUACUGAAAAUAAUAAUAUUUGUCUCCUCUUCUCAAACACAGUUCUGUCUAUUUUCAUUGACUGAGUUAUCGAAACAAAUGUUAAUUACUUUCGCAAAUAACUAGUUAGCUCUUCAUUCAUUGAUUUUGCAUCUGUACAAGCGAAAAAAUUUCACUUUCGUGAAUAAUUAUUAGAAUAAGCAGCUAUGUAUUAGGUAUAACUUGAAUUUUGUCACUCUGUAUGCUGAGCAGGUAAUCUGGUAUCGAUUAUCGCAUAUUUUAGCGAGCUUCGUUCAAGAAUAAUUUUUUCAUUACUGACAAAUGUAUGUUCUUCAAGGCGAUAGUAGAAUAGAAAGUAUCACGACGCACAGCCCGAAAGAGAUCGUUUAUUUUUUAAGCGAUUUUCGAUUUCCAUACACCAUUAACUCGCCAACGAAGAGCAAGUCAUGUCAUUGCGACACACCGUGCAAACAAUCCCGUAUUACAGCUGAUAAUUUAUUUCACGGAAUUCCAGAAGAGAACGAUGAUUUAUCGUCUAAAUUCACAUGAAAAUAUUUAACCAGGUUACAGCUGGUAUCAUCGUAUUUUCGAGCGGAAUUGUACAAGACUCAAGUGAAUAUUUGAUACAGAAGACGUUCGGAUCAUCUUUGUCAUUAUUUAUGAAUUCUCAGCAGCUGUUUAAUUUUUUUUUGUUUAUUUCACACUGCACAGCACAUACGUACAAGCAUAUGGUUAUGUAUCUAUGGACAUAAUGUAAUACACUGUAUACGUCUUACCUGCAGCAUAAAUUUAUCUCUCAGGGAAAACAGCUGUUAUUGUUUUUUGAGAAUUGGACAAAUCUCGUAAAGCUGAAUUGUUA
Neodiprion virginianus is the source of this 4885-nucleotide messenger RNA. RefSeq lists its product as uncharacterized. Gene Ontology annotation, molecular function: transmembrane transporter activity. Lineage: Eukaryota; Metazoa; Arthropoda; Insecta; Hymenoptera; Diprionidae. The coding region runs from base 159 to 3830 and encodes 1223 amino acids. Gene Ontology annotation, cellular component: membrane. Gene Ontology annotation, biological process: transmembrane transport. The transcript has 24 exons. The record is from RefSeq and is a predicted model, not a curated record.